Messenger RNA from Vespa crabro (European hornet), 816 nucleotides. RefSeq lists its product as uncharacterized. The record is from RefSeq and is a predicted model, not a curated record. NCBI's taxonomy places the organism in Eukaryota, Metazoa, Arthropoda, Insecta, Hymenoptera, Vespidae. The transcript has 7 exons. The coding region runs from base 61 to 771 and encodes 236 amino acids.
UACAGAGCGUGCAAAACGCAUGAAUACUAUGCUCAAACUGAAAUAUAUGAGGAUUAUAACAUGGAUCCUGAAUUUGAUUAUUCACAAUUAGGCAGUACUAUUGAAUAUGAAGAAACUAGUUAUUCUUCUCAUACAAAAAUUGUUAUACAUAAAACAUUAGAUAAAAAAGUUAAAUGCGAUGAGGACCAGAUAUUAUUUUACCUGGCUAAACUACAAGUUAUUAAUCCAGAAAGUAUAUUAUUAAUUGCUUCAUACAAGGACAUUGAAUAUUUUUGUAGGAAAAUAGUUGAAAGUCUUGAUUCAAUUGAUAAUGUAAUGCAAGCAUGUACACCCUUGCCAGAAGAUCACUUAUAUAUGCAACUUAUAGCAGGAUUAAGAGUACUAAACAGUAAACUUUGUGUAUAUGAAAAUUAUCAGUCUAUAUUCAGAAAAUAUAUGAAAUGUUAUCAAGAACUCCAUGAUGAAUAUUUGGACUGUGUAGGACCAACAGAUUGGACAGAAAAUAUGGAAAUUCAUGACUUGUGCGACCAAUUUAAAGCUAUAUCUGAUUGUUACUAUACAUUAACUGCCGUGUUAUGUGGUAUCGAAGCUGCAAAAAUUCUUAAGGAACUCGUUGUACAAGUUAUAACUGCUGUUAUUUGGACUAACUGUCCCAAUGUAUACAAGGAUCCAGUUGUUUCAGAUCCUAUGCCAGACCUUAUGAAUUCCAAGUCAUCUUGUAAUACCUCUAUCAAUUUUAUAAUUGUAAUAAUAUUUAUAAAUAUAUUAUAAAUUAUAAUAUUAUUUUAUUUCUUUUGAAACAGUUAAAAAAUGUAG